UGCAGAAGGUCGGAGGGAGGAGAGGCGGAGGAGCGGGCCUGAGGGAGGCGUGAGGAGCGAGGAGGGGAGCAUGACCACCAUGCUGAGCCCCAAGAUCAGACAGACCCGGAGAGCCAGGUCAAAGAGCAUGGUGAUGGGGGAGGUGUCGCGGGGCCCCUGCCGGCCAGCGUCCCCCGGCCUCCAGGAGGGGGCGCUGAAGGCCGGCUGGCUGAAGAAGCAGCGCAGCAUCAUGAAGAACUGGCAGCUGCGCUGGUUCGUCCUGCGGUCCGACCAGCUGUUCUUCUACAAAGACGAGGAGGAAACCAAACCGCAGGGCUGCAUUCCUCUGCAGGGAUGUCAGGUCAACGAGCUCGCCGCCAACCCGGACGAACCCGGACGACACCUGUUUGAGAUCCUCCCAGGUGGGACCGGGGAGAAGGACCGGACCCCCAUCAGCCAUGAGUCCGUCCUGCUCAUGGCCAACUCCCAGGCGGACAUGGACGACUGGGUCAAGGCCAUCCGCCGGGUCAUCUGGGCGCCGUUUGGAGGAGGGAUCUUCGGCCAGCGUCUAGAAGACACGGUGCAGUAUGAGAAGAAGUUUGGCCCUCGGCUGGCUCCCCUCCUGGUGGAACAGUGCGUGGACUUCAUCAGAGAAAGAGGCCUGAAUGAAGAGGGUUUGUUUCGGAUGCCGGGACAAGCCAACCUGGUCAAAGAACUGCAGGAGGCUUUCGACUGUGGAGACAAGCCUCUGUUUGACAGUAACACAGACGUUCACACCGUGGCAUCCUUGCUGAAGUUGUACCUUCGAGAGCUGCCGGAGCCGGUCAUCCCGUUUUACCAGUAUGAAGACUUUCUAACCUGUGCACAGCUUUUGUCCAAAGACGAGGAGGAGGGGGUCCAGGAGCUCGGGAAACAAGUAGGCACUCUACCUCAGCCCAACUACAAUCUUCUCAAGUACAUAUGCAAAUUCCUGGAUGAGGUCCAGUCCCACUCCAGUGAGAACAAGAUGAGUGUCCAGAACCUCGCCACAGUAUUUGGACCAAACAUCCUACGACCCAAAAUGGAGGACCCAGUGGCUCUCAUGGAAGGUACUUCUCUUGUCCAGCAUCUGAUGACGGUCCUCAUUAGAGAACACCAGCGGUUGUACACUAGAGAGGAACAGGAGGGACCCGCUUUACCCCAGACGGAGGUACCCCACCAGGGGCACCAGCUUCAGCACCGCAGCCUGGGGGCUUGGAUCUCGGAGGAGGACCUCCGCACCGGUCCCAUAUCCAACCCCAACCAGGACCUGGACAGCAGUGCCUCUUCCCUUGAUGCCAGACUUUGUGCAGCUGUUCCACCGACACAAGCGGCUAACCCAAACCCCGGACCAAAAGGAGCGUCUUCAGCAGGGAAAGGAGAGACGAUGGUUAGCCCCGGCAAACAGGUCAAGGCCAUGCCCUCCUGGAAGUAUUCCUUCAAAAGUUCUUCUGCGCCUCGUUCCCAGACACAAGCUAAACAGAGCAACACCGCUGGCUCGGUGGCAGAAGCGACCAGUACAUCUGGUGGGGGAGGCGGCGGUAACUGGCUCAUGAACGGCUUGUCCUCUCUCAGAGGGCAUCGGCGUACAUCCUCAGGGGAGAGGUCCGCCCGGGAUCGCGACUCCACCGGUUCCUCCCAGAGACUCUCCACCUACGACAACGUCACUUGUUCUUCCAGCACCGGGAGCGUCCCAAGCAUUUCCAGCACGCCGUGGUCCACCUCCUCAUGUGAAAUCUCGGUGCCCGACUCCGAUUGUGAGCGCGUCGCCCCCCAGGACUUAAGCGGUGCAGCUGAGGCUUCCAAAAAAGUAGAGUGGGGGGAGAGCCAGAGGGAGGACGAACGGGACAGAGAUGGGAGUAUGAUGGUGGAGCCCAGCUCGGAGCAGGACAGCUGUGAGGCCAUGGAGCUGUGCAGCAGCAGCGCAGCCUGCAGCGAGAACGGGAGCGUUACCCAGACAACCGCGGCGCCGCUCAUCAUCAUGACCGAGGACGGAGAAGGGACUAACUUCUCGCUGGGCAGUCUCGUGGAAGAGCUGAAGGAGGAGUUGCAAAAGCAGAAGUCCACGUAUGAAGCAAGGAUUCAGAAACUGGAGGAGUCCAGCGCUGCUCUCUGUGCUCAGAUGGAACGACUGGAACAAGAGAUGGAGCAGGAGCGAAAGAAGCAACAGAUGCUGGAAAUCAAGCUCCGAAACUCCGAGCGCGCACGAGAGGACGCGGAGAACCGCAACAGACUUCUGGAGAAGGAGAUGGAGGACUUCUUCUCCACGCUGGGAGAUCUGGCCAUGAGUUCAAGGACAAGCAAUAUUUGAGACUUUUGGUUUGAGCACCAGGACUUUGCACAUUCCCGAGAGGCCUAAAACGAGAGGAAAUCUUCAGGAGUGCUGGAGGACGUCUUCAUCAAGAUCUUCACCACUCUAUCGCAUGCUUGAAACCGAAUGUUCGGAGGAUCGUAGGGACUCAAGGGUUUGUGUCACGAUAGUUUCUAAGGAACAUGAACGGGCAUCCUUUGGCCGACUUUUUUGAAGCUUCUGAAGGCUUUCCAAAGCAGGUCAACUCACAAAAGAUUGUGCUAAAAGUUUGCACCGCAGUGCAUUUUUCCAUUGGGAACAUCAUCUGGAAUCAUCAUGCCUCAGGAUAAGCAAAGCCCAACCGGUCAGUCUGUUGAAAUUUAGGCAAAACACUGAGAGAACGCGACUUCUUUCUAAAGGAUCCACGCUUUUAAAUGAGGAACAUCAGCAGGUGCUUUUCUGAGGUCGCUGGUCGUCGUUCCUACUGCUGUUUGAUAAACGGACUUGUGGUUGCUCCAGAGGACCACGCAGAGAAGACCACACUGUUGCUUGGCUCCAUACUGCAGUUCAACAAUAAAAAUAGCACUUGAAGAACUUAUGAUUUUACAUCUUCUUGAAAUAUCCUUAAAAUGUAGACUUUGUUUCCUCAAACAUUGUGGGACUAUUUUUGAUGAUUUGAGACUGAAUCCAGACAAUUACCAUCUCCAGUGGUUAGUCUAAAUCAGGGAUAGGCAACUCUGGGCCUCGAGGGCCGCAGUGUCUGCACGACUUCUAGAUGUCCAAGCCCUACUCAUGACUGAUUACCUGGUUCAGGUGUGUCCAGCCAAUUAGAGCCUGCCAGAAAAGGGUAUAUUGGAAAUAGUGCUUCCACGAUUAGUCGUUUAAUCGACGACUAAAAUAGUCGAUUAGUCGUUAGUUUACAUUAUAUGGAGUCAGAGUGUAGGAAAGUUAUAAUGACAUUCUACUAGCUUUUUGGACUAUUUUGGCAUUUAUUAAAGUUUUUAGGCUAUUUUGG
Oryzias melastigma (Indian medaka) is the source of this 3302-nucleotide messenger RNA. RefSeq names its product rho GTPase-activating protein 22 (gene arhgap22b). Gene Ontology annotation, molecular function: GTPase activator activity. Gene Ontology annotation, biological process: activation of GTPase activity; signal transduction. Bases 71 to 2308 code for a protein of 745 amino acids. Gene Ontology annotation, cellular component: focal adhesion. Lineage: Eukaryota; Metazoa; Chordata; Actinopteri; Beloniformes; Adrianichthyidae. The transcript is spliced from 10 exons. The record is from RefSeq and is a predicted model, not a curated record.